Molecule: messenger RNA, 1193 nt
Organism: Tigriopus californicus
Lineage: Eukaryota; Metazoa; Arthropoda; Copepoda; Harpacticoida; Harpacticidae
Product: beta-1,3-galactosyltransferase brn-like
Exons: 1
Coding region: 10-1143 (377 amino acids)
Cellular component (GO): membrane
Molecular function (GO): hexosyltransferase activity; UDP-glycosyltransferase activity
Source: RefSeq, a predicted model, not a curated record
UGAUAAGAAAUGAUGCUCCGCCAAGUGCAUCGCUUUGUGACGCGGCUUAAACUCAAGCAUGUGGUACCAGCGGCGAUUGUCCUGUUUUUUCUCUGCGAUAUUGUGGGAUUAUUCCACUAUCUACGUGCCAAGGACUACGAAACAUCUUUCCAGUGGCCAUUGGAGGGCAACAUUCUUGAAUUGGCCACACAAAUGCGGCGCGGAGAGACACCGACCCUAAAGCCCAUUAACCCUCACGAUUACAUGCUUGUGAAACACAGCAAGGGCAAGUGCAUUCAAGAGGACGGUGUUCAUUAUGCAAACUUGCGUCUCAUUUACUUGGUCAAAUCCGCUGUAGAUCAUUUCGAGCACCGUGAAGUGAUUCGGAAAACAUGGGGAUUUGAAAGGCGUUUCUCGGAUGUUGAGAUUCGCACGGUUUUCUUACUUGGUCAACGCCCAGAGCAACUUCAUCUUAAGGACAGAGUGAUGGAAGAGUACAAAAAGCACAAGGAUAUCCUUCAAGGUGACUUCUACGACAGCUACUUCAAUAACACUCUCAAGACUAUGAUGGGUAUGCGAUGGGCCAUGGAGCAGUGUCCAACAUCCCGAUUCUAUUUCUUCGUAGAUGACGACUACUAUGUAUCCACUCGAAACACAUUAGCCUUUCUCCGCAAUCCCUUGAAUUACCCGCAUUAUUUGGAAGAUCCCGUCGUGAGCUUUGACGAUGAAACGUUCCAAGUGCGAAAGCUGCAACAAAUUGUGAACUUUGAUAUCCCCACCGACGCCAAGUUGUUGGCCGGUUUUGUGUUUCGAUCCCGUCCAUUGCGUCAGAAAUGGAGCAAAUGGUACGUCGAUGUGGAAGAGUAUCCAUUCCAUCUGUGGCCACCUUAUGUGACCGCGGGAGCCUAUAUCAUGUCGCGCACGGCACUCUCCGAUAUGUACUUCGGGUCGUAUUUUGUCAAGCGAUUUCGCUUCGACGACAUUUAUCUAGGAAUACUGGCCAAGAAGCUGGAACUUGAGCUGACCCAUUGUGAUGAGUUUCAUUUUCAUCGAAAACCAUACACAGUGCGUGGCUAUCGUCAUGUGGUGGCCAGUCACGGAUUCAGCGAUCCCCAGGAGAUGAGUCGCGUUUGGAAUCAACAAAAAGAAAGCGGCAAUGCUUGAAUUGGUCUCUUCUAUUAAACCUGCUUACAAAUAAGACUAGAUAAGCGUCA